AUGAAAUUCACCUCUAGCAAAGCCUCCUGGCUACUUCUAUUGGCGGGCGCCACCAGCCUCAAUGCCGCACCUAUUCUUACCCCACGACAGCCGACGCAAUUGAUUCAUUGGCCACCUGCCGCAGCAGACGCCUUGAAUGCCAUGAUCUCAGCAAAUGCCAACCAGGGUAAUUAUGCUGUGUUUGAUAUGGACAAUACCAGCUACCGUUAUGAUCUCGAAGAGUCGCUCCUACCGUUCCUGGAGGGCCGUGGAAUCAUCACUCGAGAAGGUCUCGACCCUUCCUUGAAAUUGAUCGAGUUCAAAGACACAGCAAAUUAUACCGAAACACUCUUCAGCUACUACUACCGCCUUUGCGAAAUCGACGACAAAGUCUGUUAUCCAUGGGUGGCCCAGGUCUUCUCCAACUUUACUUUAGGAGAACUGAAAGGCUAUGUCGAUGAGCUAAUGACCUUUGAAGGCAACAUCACAAGCACCUACUACGAUGAAGAUGUCGUCACCAACAUCACCGUUAACCGCCCCAGAAUUUUUGCUGGCCAAGUCGAACUGUACAACGUCUUGAGGUAUUGA
Exophiala mesophila is the source of this 567-nucleotide messenger RNA. RefSeq lists its product as uncharacterized. Bases 1 to 567 code for a protein of 188 amino acids. The transcript has a single exon. The record is from RefSeq and is a predicted model, not a curated record. NCBI's taxonomy places the organism in Eukaryota, Fungi, Ascomycota, Eurotiomycetes, Chaetothyriales, Herpotrichiellaceae.